Molecule: messenger RNA, 1405 nt
Organism: Suillus clintonianus
Lineage: Eukaryota; Fungi; Basidiomycota; Agaricomycetes; Boletales; Suillaceae
Product: pyridoxal phosphate-dependent transferase
Exons: 3
Coding region: 84-1325 (413 amino acids)
Biological process (GO): L-histidine biosynthetic process
Molecular function (GO): pyridoxal phosphate binding; L-histidinol-phosphate:2-oxoglutarate transaminase activity
Source: RefSeq, a predicted model, not a curated record
CGAUCUUGGCGAACCUCCAGAAUGACUCGGUCAGUUGUGUCCACAGCGUAGAUUUCUUUCAGCACGCUCAUCACCUCUUUAUCAUGCCAAUCCUUGGGCUGGCCCCUUCUACCGCUCCAAUCAAACCUGCGCAUUUUGAUAUUGAAAAAGUCAUUCGGCCAAAUAUCCUCGCUCUCCAUCCUUACCGAUGUGCACGCGAUGACUACCAAGAGGGAAUCCUCCUCGAUGCAAAUGAAAACGCUCUUGGACACUCUAUUCCCAGAUCGUCCAACCAGAUCCAACAGGAGCUUUCAUCGACACUAGAUGCAGACUUAAAUCGAUACCCUGAUCCUUCUCAUGACGGGAUAAAAUCUCGCAUCGCAUCUCUCAGAUCGCUGCCCGGGAAGGAUCAUGUCUUUCUGGGCGUCGGAUCUGACGAGGUCAUUGAUCUCUUGAUGCGAAUUUGCGUUGCACCCGUAACCGAGAAGAUUCUGAUAACCCCGCCAACUUAUGGAAUGUAUUCUGUCUGCGCCCAAGUGAAUGAUAUUGGGCUAGUUCGUUGUAACCUCAAUUUGAGCGGCAGCGAGGGAGAGGGUGGAGAACACGGUCGAUUUAGCUUGCUGGUUGAUAAUAUAAAAGCAGCUGUCUUGGCCGACCCUUCUAUUAAACUCAUUUUCCUCUGCUCACCAGGGAACCCAACUGGUACUCUGAUCAGCCUGGCAGCUGUGAAAGCAAUAUUAGACUACGAGCCAUACAAAGGUAUCGUUGUUGUCGACGAAGCGUAUAUCGACUUUGCUGGCGAGGGUACCAGCGCUGUAUCCCUAAUCAAAGAUUAUGCCAAUCUGUGUGUAAUGCAAACUUUGAGCAAAAGCUUUGGCCUCGCUGCGAUUAGGCUCGGUAUCGCCCUUGCACAGCCGCCAUUGAUUCAAGUGCUUGCAAACACAAAAGCCCCGUACAAUAUCUCCACUCCGUCUGCUCAGUUAGCGCUCGCUGCGCUGGGUGAGGAGGCAGUUCAAAGCAUGCAUUUGAAAUGCCGGGCGCUCGUAGAGUCGCGGAAACAGCUACAGAAGUCUCUCGAGAGUCUUUCUGCCCUUGGUGUAGGAGACGUCAUUGGCGGAAAUGAUGCAAACUUCUUGGUGGUCCCGAUCCUCAAUAAAGAAACCAGAGUUCCUGACAACGCUCGGGCAAACGUUGUUUAUACGGAGCUCGCCGAGAACAGAGGAGUUGUAGUGAGGUUCAGAGGGAAAGAGGCUGGAUGUAAUGGAUGUUUGAGAAUCACUGUUGGGACCGCCGAGGAGAAUGGGACGCUCCUUCGACAAUUGGAGAGUGCUUUGCAAGAUUAUUAGCUGCGUGAGGCUGUAGACUUUAGAUAUCGACCUCUUCUCGAGGGGUUCACUUGCCAAAUGCAGAUUGAUUCUUACGUGUC